Messenger RNA from Betta splendens (Siamese fighting fish), 8558 nucleotides. It is a transcript of the gene obsl1a, whose product is annotated as obscurin like cytoskeletal adaptor 1a. The coding region runs from base 1551 to 8165 and encodes 2204 amino acids. NCBI's taxonomy places the organism in Eukaryota, Metazoa, Chordata, Actinopteri, Anabantiformes, Osphronemidae. The record is from RefSeq and is a predicted model, not a curated record. Gene Ontology annotation, molecular function: protein binding. The transcript is spliced from 25 exons.
UGUAAUGAACAAACCUAACAGCUGCAAGGAUGACUAUGGGGACAAGAAUGUAAAAAGGUACCAGCAGCUUUAAAAGGAGACAACAACUGGGGUCCUCUUAAUGACUUACAUAUUCAUUUACAAGCAAACAGUUUGUGACAUGCUUAUUAGAUAGACAAUAAACAUUCAAAAUCUCUCAAUACACUAAAAGUACAAUGAGACUGUAGUAGAAGUAUAAUGACGUGUAAAAGAUGGUUGUUAAGCUACAGUAAAUGCAGGUCAGUAGUCGUUACAUAGUAAUGGAAGAUAUGUGAGCCACACUGAAGGUCAAAUAUGUCAACAACAGUUCCCAGUGUGCAUCAGUGUCUUUGUCUGUCCAACACACACACACACACACACACACACACACACACACACACACACACACACACACACACACACACACACACACACACACACACCACUUGAACAGACAGUCUGAGAAUGCAGAUAAGUGUCAACACAAAAUCCACUUCACAAGUUUGCAAAAAAUACUCAAAAUCUUCAUCUUUACAACGUAUUCUGCUCCCAAAACUGGUUCAUUGUCAAGAAUUAAAAAUGUCAAAGAUGAAAAGUAUGUAAAUCCUUGUAGCAGCCUUUCUCUGAGUGAAAGAAGUAUCCUAAUUACAGGAGGAGGAGCCAAAACUGACGUAAGGAAAUGAUAAAUUCUGGUUGUAGGGUUUAUUCUCCUCCUUUUUCUCCCUCAAUAAAGAGAGUAAACAAAAUGCCAAAAUAUAAUCUUAAAACAUCAGCUGUUUUUAAAUGCCUAAACUGAAGAUUCAUUAUAUUUCUAACACAAAAACGUCAGUUUUUAAACAUUUUGUUGGUAAUUCUCUCCUGAAUCACUUAAUAGUGCUUGUGAUAUGCGCCUGAAUUUUAACUGCAUUGUUCAUCAUUACUCUUGACAAAAGGCGCUCCGCUGGAUGGGGUGUCCUUUCACCUCUGAGGUUUAACUCAGGAUAUCUUUUGAGCCGAGUGAUCCAAUGCAGAGCGUCGCCCCCUCACUAUCUUUAGUGAGCCACGGUCUGUGAAUGGAGAGCCUGACUUUAUCUGGCCUACUGUCAUCGAAGCCGCUGGUAUUUUUAGGGGGUGGCUUGCAGUGGCAGCAGCUGUGAAAGUAUUUAAUGCUCUCCCUCUCACACACUCUUUAGCUGUUGGACAAUGACGCUAUCAGGGCUGACGCACGACCUGAGCACUCAGCCUGAAUUCUGUAGCCAUUUUCCUCUUUGACACCUGCAACAGAACGGGACGUUUCAGAGGCAACAUCAGUGAGCAAGUCACAAGGUUUGAAUGGAAGACUACACCUCUUACUUGAUUUGACUCCAAGUCACCAGGAGGUGUGUCAAGUGAGUUCAAAUGGACAACGAGCCAAACUAGACUUAAAGAGAGAAGAGCUGAGGAGUUUCAUCCUUGAAAGAAUGCUUUAAAGCCAGUUAUUUAUAGCAGUGCUCCUUCAUGUUGGAUGAUCAUUUUGAGGUAAUCCCACAUUCCAAGAAAUUUCUUCAGUUCCAGAGAGAAAAAGCAACAUCCUAAUGGAUAUUUUUGGAGGUGCUCCUCGUGUUUUGGGCUAUCCACGGCCCGUUGUGGCAGAGUGCGGCACAGAUGCCACAUUAAGGUGCCAAAUUGGUGGUGACCCUCGACCUGAUGUGAUCUGGGAGCGCAAAAAUGUCCAAAUUUUGUCUGAGGGACGUUACAAGCUCUCAGAAGAGGGAAAGUUUUACCUGCUGACCAUUAAUGGAGUAACUCAACAAGAUGCUGGUCAAUAUAUCUGCAAGGCAAGAAAUAGUAUAGGUGAAACAUAUGCAGCAGCCUCCCUUAAAGUGGAAGGAGAGCCCCAAGGAAAGGACGGGGGGCAACAACAAUCUGUAGCUAAUAAUGUGGAGCAAAUGGUACGAGAAAAUGGAGAACCCAAAGGACAUCUAAAUGGGUACUGUGUGGUGCAAAAUGGUGAGAACAAAACUGAAAGUAGAAAGCAGAUGAAUGAGGAGAAGUUUAGCGAAAAAGAGGUCGAUGACAAACCAAGAUUUCUAAUCAAGCCGCUCUCCCUGCGUGUGGAUCGGGGUGAGGAUGCAGCCUUCUCGUGCAAAAUCUGGGGCACUCCUCCGCCACAUGUGACAUGGGAGAAAGACGGGAAGAAGCUGAAUGACAUCUUUGAGAGUUCACACUUCAGCGUGUGCAGUCAAGAUGGAGGCUGGUUCCAGCUGAAGAUCUACAGGACGCGCAUGCCAGAUAAAGGCGUCUACACCUGCAAAGCCACAAACGGUCAGGGCGAAGCCUUGGCUGGAGCAGUCCUCCUCGUCGAACCUGUACCGGAGCGAGACGAAAGUAAAAUGUCCUCAAAUGGGCUAACGAACAGCCAGUGGUCACCAAAGCACAGGGGGAGCAGGCUUAGUAUGCUAAGGGGCACAGAGGAUCCACCUGUUAACAGGUCUCAAGUCAAAAAGUUUGCAGUGGCAGAAGGGAAACAUGCCAAGUUUCGCUGCUUUGUGACAGGAAAGCCAAAACCAGAAAUAAUCUGGAAGAAGGACGGGGUUCCCCUGGAACCUGGGAGGCGUCAUCUGAUAUUUGAAGACAGAGAGGGUUACUACACACUAAAGGUUUUGUACUGCAAAUGCCAGGAUACAGGGUUAUACGUGUGUGCAGCAUCAAACGCUCUUGGAAACACCCUCAGUGCCGUUCACUUGUCUGUUAAAGGUUCAGCUGUUCGGUUCAGGCGUCCACUAAAAGACGUGGAGGUGAAAGAAAGGGAUGUUGCUGUGCUGGAGUGUGAAGUUCCUGAUGAGUCAGUGCCGGCUGCCUGGUACCUAGAGGACCAGCGGCUGAUGCCCAGCAGUAAAUAUGGGAUGGAGCAGAAAGGAACGAGGCGAAGACUCACCAUCCAUGACGUUGGGAUAGAUGAUGAUGGCGUGUAUCUGUGCGAGAUGCCUGAUGGAGCGAAAAGCAUUGCAGAGCUCUCAGUUAAAGGUACCAUUGUUCGUAAACUUCCUCGGAAGCUGGAGGUCCUGGAGGGUGAAAACGCAGCCUUCUGUGUGGAGGUGGAGGAGGACGAAAUGGAGGUCCACUGGUUCAAAGAUGGUCUAAAGUUACAUGAGACGCACCAGACGAUCCUCAAGUCGUUUGGCAAAACUCAUAUUCUGGUCUUUGUCAAUGUGGCCUAUCAAGACUCAGGAGUAGUGACGUUCAUCACAGGGAGAUCCAAGACGUCCUCACGCCUCAAAGUCAAAGCCACAAGACACUGUCCCCCUAUCUGCCCUGUGGAAGUCAAAAUGGAUGUAGAUCGGCCCAACAGUGUUCUCCUUACCUGGGUUCCGUCCCCCAACAGCCAGAUGUCAACACGCUCCAUCUUUGUGCUGGAGAGACAGGAAGUGGGCUCUCAGGAGUGGCACAAGUUUUUCUCCUCAGAGACCGCCACCUCAGCCGAAGUCUCCGGCGACAGCGUUCCGUGUGAAGGCAACUACCGCUUCAGAGUGUGUUGCAUUAACAAGUAUGGGCGAAGUGGUCAUGUCGAGUUUCCCAAAGCCUUCCAUUUGGUGCCUGGACCCAAGAUUUGCAGCCGGCUUCAAGGCUGUGAGGUGGAGGAAGGGGAAAAUGCUCGUUUCUCCAUUGAACUGUCUGUUGCAAUGGUUGGAACGUGGUUUCUGAAUAGUGCUCAACUGCAACAUGGCGGGCGAUAUUCCAUACAACACAUUCAAACUCAUCACUCACUGGUGAUCCAUGAAACACACUCGACAGAAGACAUGGCAGAAGUCACGUUCAUAGCCAAUGGAGUCCGGGACUCAGCUGUGCUCAAGGUCAAACCUGCUGUGGUAAAAUUCAUUCCUUUGUCAGAUUCUGACAAAAUUAGAAGGCUUCACACUGGUGAGGCCAUUGUCCUGUACUGUGAAGUUUCCCAUCCAUUUGCAAAAGUCUCCUGGUUUAAAGACGGCAAAGAGCUCCAUGUGACAGAUGACCUCAACAUCCAGUCAGAUGGAAACAUGAGGAGGAUUGUGAUCCAGUCAGCUAAUAUGUCUCACUCUGGGGUUUAUACAUGCAGAAGCACAGACGAUUCUGUAGAAUUCAACGUGGAUAUUGCAGGUCCUCCAGUAGAGUUUAGUCCAGCCACAGAGGAGGAGCUGCAGAAGAGCAGCAUGGAGCUGGACCCAGUAGUCCUACUCUGUCAUGUUUCCAGAGAUGAUGCUGAAGUUGUGUGGUUUAAGGACGGUUGUGAGAUCCAGCCCAGCGACAACAUCACUCUGCAGGCAGAGGGGUCCAUGAGGAGGCUAAUCAUCCGCUCUGCAGACAUCUCAGAUGCUGGCAGCUACACCUGCCAGACAGGAAACAACAGCAUGAAGUUCACCGUUAACAUAAAAGAGCCUCCAGCAAUGAUUGUGGAACCCAAGGAUGAUGUUGUGAUGGAAAACUAUAUCUCAGAAGAAAUACACUUGCAGUGUGAAUUGUCACGCUCCAGUGGUAAAGUGCGGUGGCUUAAGGAGGGCAAGGAGAUAAAGGACAGUAGCAACAUCCAACUCACAUCAGAGGGCCCAUACAGGAGGCUGACCAUCCUCUGUGGAUCCGUGGAAAACAGUGGAGAGUAUGUUUGCGAAACAGAUGGAGAUUCUGUGUUCUUCCAGCUCACUGUCAGAGAGCCACCAGUUCGAAUCGUUUCUCCUCACGAAUCAGAACUGGAACUGACCCAUUUGGCCCCUGAGAGGCUGGAGCUCAGCUGCGAUAUUUCCCACUCAGAAGCCCCCGUCUACUGGUACAGAGACGGCCUAGAAGUAGAGGAAGGUCCUAAUUUGAUCCUAGAGGUGGAUGGGGUGCGACGCAGGCUAAUUAUACCCGUUACCGCUGUGAACGACACUGGGGAGUAUGUAUGUGACACUCAAGAUGACUCUGUCGCCUUCUUGGUGACAGUUACAGAGCCCCCAGUGAUGCUUACUCGCCCUCAAAACAUACCUGACAAAAUGGACUUUUUUAUUGGCAAACCAAUUGUGCUGAAAACUGAGGUGUCCCGGCCAAGUGCACGAGUCAAAUGGUUGCUAAACGGCAGUGAAGUAGAAGAGAGCAGUAACAUCAACAUCACUGAGGAUGGACUCAUCCGUUGCUUAACCAUCCACUCUUCUACACCAGUGGAUUCUGGGAAAUACACCUGCGACGCAGCUGAUGAUAAAAUAGAUUUCCAGGUCAAAGUUUCAGAGCCUCCAGUGAAGAUCUUAAGAAAGUCAGAGAUAAAGACGCAUCUCAAGUCCAAAAUUGCUGAUGACAUUGUGCUUGAGUGUGAACUCUCUAGAGCCAAUGCUGUAGCUAAAUGGUACAAGGAUGGCUUUCGAGUUGAAGGCAACGAAAGGUUUUGUGAAGAGGAAGAAGGCACUUUUCGCUCACUGGUCAUUCUCAACGCUGAAAUUGGAGACUCAGGAGAAUACUUCCUGGAUGCUGGAGAUGACAAUAUCAGCUUCCAAGUGAGGGUAGAAGAGCCUCCAGUGACCAUUGUAGGGAAUUCAAUUGACCCUGAAUACCAGGACAUGGUGGCAGGUGAUGACCUGAUUUUGGCAUGUGAGGUGUCCCGGGCCAAUGCACCAGUCCAGUGGUACUGCAAUGACAGACUGCUCACAGAUGACUCCCGCACCCACAUCGAGACAUAUGGUUCUCUGAGGAAAAUUAUCAUCUCAAAUGUCCAACCCUCAGAUUCUGGAAAAUAUGUGUGUGAUGCAGUGGACGACAAGAUGAUAAGUGUUGUUCGAAUUCAAGAGCCUCCAGUUGUAUUUGUGAACAAAGAGGAUGACAUUGUCCUGACGGGUUAUGAAGCAGAAAGCGUGACCCUUAUGACCUACGUGUCUAAGGAAAGCGCUCUAGUGUGUUGGAUGAAAGAUUGGACCCCCGUCGAAGGAGAACGUUUCCGAUCACUCAUGGAAGGCCACAAGCGCACACUUACCAUCGAGCCAUUAAGGCGCUCCGAUGCUGGCGAGUACACCUGUGACGUCAACACAGACCAGAUGCACUUCAGCCUGCUGGUGAAAGAAAUGAGAAUCAAAUUUGUGAGGCCACUUCGAGACACAGUGUCCCAUGCCGAUGGCAUGGUGACUCUUCGCUGUGAGGUGUGUAGGCCUAAAGCAGAUGUCCAAUGGCUAAAGAAUGGUGUGGAGGUGGUUCCGAGUAGGAGAUUUUCAAUUCGAGCAGAUGGAGUGGAGCGAAGCUUGACCAUUCACCGUUUAACUAAAGAGGAUGCGGGGGAGUACGCCUGUGAAUCCAAAGAUGACCGGACUGUAGCUACGCUGAGAGUAGAGUUGCCUCGAGUGGUGGAGUUCCUGACUGAGCUCCAUAAUACUACUGUCUUGGAAGGAGAAGAUGCCACCUUCAAGUGUGUAGUUUCACCUGAGGAUGUCCACUUGGUCUGGAUGAUGGACAAUGAGGCUAUUGCACUAGGUGACCGUUUCCAGGCAACACAGAACGGUCUGUGCCACACUUUGGUGAUUAAGAAGUGUCAGAUGUUGGACUGUUCAAAGAUUACAGCAGAGGCGGAGGGACAUAUAAGCAAAGCUAGCCUCAAAGUUCAGGAGGCUCAAAUAAUGUUCACUAAGAAGAUGGACGCUGUUAUGGCGGAGGAGUUUGGUGACGCCACCUUGGAAACAGAGAUAAGCCUGGAAACGGGUGAGGUCCAGUGGAUGAGACAGGGGGUGGUUAUUCAGCCCGGCCCACAAUACACACUGGCCCAAAAUGGCUGUAAACGUAGCCUCAUCAUCCACAACCUAACACUGUCAGACAGAGGAACCUACCGCUGCGAGACUCUGCACGACCGGGCGCAAGUUAAACUAAAUGUGGAACCUCGUAAAAUCUCCAUUCGCAAGGGUCUGACUGAUCAGGAAACCUUUGAACGAGAGACUGCCUCUUUUGAAGUAGAGCUCUCCCACACGGACGUGGAGGGAAGUUGGCAGAAGGAUGGCAUCAGGGUAAAACCAAACAACCUGUGGCGAGUGAGCACAAACGGACAUGUCCACAGCCUCACCCUGUCCAAUCUCACGCUGGAGGACACGGGCACCAUUGUUUUUUCAGCUGAGGGAGUGCGCACGACUGCCAGACUCACAGUUAAAGAGACACCAGUGUCCAUCCUGAGACCACUGGCUGAUGUCCGUGUAGAGGAGGAACUUCCUGCCACUCUAGAGUGUGAAUUCUCCAGGCAAAAUGUUGAAGUCAGAUGGCUUAAGAACGGCGUGCAGCUGAAGCCAGGGAAAAACUGUCGGAUCUACUCCAUGGGUCGAAAGCGAUUUUGUCAGAUCAUGCAGUGCUCCAAGGGAGACUCUGGCACCUACACAUGUGACACAGGGGAAAUUGAUACCUCCUGUUCACUUGACAUUUUUGAGCAUGAACUGGAGAUAGUGCAGGAUCUGGAGGAUCUUUAUAUCCAGGAGGACCAGAAUGCCGUCUUCAUGUGUGAGGUUUCUUUGGAGGAAGUGACAGGGGAGUGGUACAAAGAUGGCCAUAAAAUUCGGCCCUCUAGCAGCAUCAAGAUGCGCACUGAAGGGACCAAACACUUCCUGCUAAUGUGCAAUGUGAAAGCUGAAGAUUCUGGAGAAAUACGUUUUGUUGCCAAGGAAAUUGAAUCCACAGCUUACCUCGAGGUAGAAGAGCUUCCUGUUUCCAUUGUUAAACCUCUGCGUGACCGAACGGCUCUGGAGAAACAUCGUGUGAUCCUUGAGUGCACAGUUUCCUCCACUCGCUGCAGCGCUGCUUGGUACAAGGGCAAGGAGGAGCUGGUUUCUUCAGAUCGCAUGGAGAUCUUGGUAGACGGUUGCUCUCAUAAGCUGGUGAUCCAGGAAGUGGCGGUUGAGGAUGAGGGUACCUACAGUAUUACGGUUGGGGAGCACACGUCAAAAGCCAAACUCAUGGUGGAAACCCAGGCCCUUGUGGUGGUCAGAGAGCUAGAAGAUGUGGAGGUGAUGGAGCCGGAGCCGGCAUGCUUCAAGUGCGAGGUGUCUGUUGACAUAAACAAGCCUCCCGCUUGGACUCUGAAUGGAGAGAACCUGCAGCCGAGCCCAUUUGUACGCAUGGAAACCCACGGGACUGUUCACAAGCUCACCCUGAAAAACACCAGUGUUGACAUGAGCGGGACGGUCAAAUUUACGAUGGGGAAGGCCAAGAGCACUGCCAUGCUCACGGUUAUGGGAGAGUAGAUGAACAAGACAAAGAGAAAAGCAUGUGAGAAACAAGGAUGGGAAAAUAUAUUUAUGCCGAGAACAUUUAACAAUACAUUUUAUGCACUGAUAUGAUCUGCUCUAUAAUCUUCUGAGUAAUAGCAUUUUGAACCUGAGCCAUGUUCUUAAGGUCAUUUAUUCCAUUUUAUAACAGUGUCGAUUAUAUUUAUUUACCUAAAAACAAUGUUGAUUUUCCAUUGUUGGUCUCUAAUGAAGUUUCCCCAAAAUAAAACAUAAAAUAACUAAGACUAAUUCAAAGUCUACUGAUAAAAAAAUGCUUUGCUAGAAAGAAGUUCAUAAGAUGCACUGGUGUCAUAAAAACAGACAAAUAACUAAGAUUAUAAAUAAAAAAGAAUGUUGUUUAGUUGCCUC